AUGGGAGCAGAGAGCAACAAAAGUCUACACUUGUUAUCUGUCUUCCUUACUGGCAUCCCAGGACUGGAGGCUGAGCAUGGCUGGCUGUCUAUCCCUUUCUUCACCAUGUACCUUGUGGCCAUUGUGGGCAACAGCCUGAUCAUGGCGGCAGUUCAGAAAGACACUGCUCUACACGAGCCCAUGUAUUUAUUCCUUUCCAUGCUGGCUAUCACUGAGGUAGGUGUCUCUGUGUCUACACUGCCCACUGUCAUGGGCAUUCUUUGGUUCGAUGCUAGCCAGAUUAAUUUUGAUGGCUGCCUGGCUCAGAUGUUUUUCAUUCACACCUUCUCCUGCAUGGAGUCGGGAGUCCUGCUGGCCAUGAGUUACGAUCGCUUUGUCGCCAUCUACAACCCACUGCGCUAUACAGCCAUCCUGACUUUGCCACGAAUCACCUCCAUGGGCCUGGGCAUUACACUGAAGAGUGUAAUCCUCAUGGCCCCACUUCCAAUCCUUUUGAAACAACUUCCUUAUUGCCAUGUUAAUGUCCUCUCCCACUCCUACUGCCUCCACUCAGACCUGAUCCAGCUGCCUUGCGCUGAUACGAAACUCAACAGCAUCUUGGGCUUGUCCAUUGUCCUGGCAACUUUUGGGUUGGACUCACUGCUCAUUGUAGUCUCUUAUGUGUUGAUUCUUUACACAGUGCUGGGCAUUGCUUCUGGGGAAGGACGGAGGAAGGCCCUCAAUACUUGUGUGUCACAUAUCUGUGCGGUGCUUGUGUACUACGUACCUAUGAUUGGUGUGUCUGUGAUGCAUCGUGCUGCCAAACAUGCCUCACCCCUCGUGCAUACACUUAUGUCUAGCAUCUACCUUUUUGUGCCUCCUGUGCUCAACCCCAUCAUCUAUAGUGUUAAGACUAAGCCAAUCCGACAGGGAAUUGUUACCUUGUUCUGUAAAAAGGAAUUGCUCUGA
This is a messenger RNA of Erinaceus europaeus (western European hedgehog), 948 nucleotides long. RefSeq names its product olfactory receptor 51I2-like. Bases 1 to 948 code for a protein of 315 amino acids. Gene Ontology annotation, biological process: G protein-coupled receptor signaling pathway. NCBI's taxonomy places the organism in Eukaryota, Metazoa, Chordata, Mammalia, Eulipotyphla, Erinaceidae. Gene Ontology annotation, molecular function: olfactory receptor activity; G protein-coupled receptor activity. The record is from RefSeq and is a predicted model, not a curated record. The transcript has a single exon. Gene Ontology annotation, cellular component: membrane.